Molecule: messenger RNA, 1663 nt
Organism: Mus caroli (Ryukyu mouse)
Lineage: Eukaryota; Metazoa; Chordata; Mammalia; Rodentia; Muridae
Gene: Gstz1
Product: glutathione S-transferase zeta 1
Biological process (GO): glutathione metabolic process; L-phenylalanine catabolic process
Cellular component (GO): cytoplasm; mitochondrion
Molecular function (GO): maleylacetoacetate isomerase activity; glutathione transferase activity
Source: RefSeq, a predicted model, not a curated record
CGGGGCCAGCCCGAGGGAGGGAGGCCAUCUAGUCCAACCUUCGCUCUCUGGACCCCGCUAGGCCUCAGUCAUCUAGUCCCGAGAGCUGACUUUCUUGGCCGGCCGACCGGGCGAGAUGCAAGCCGGGAAGCCUGUCCUCUACUCCUAUUUCCGAAGCUCCUGUUCAUGGAGAGUUCGAAUUGCUCUGGCGUUAAAAGGCAUUGACUAUGAGAUAGUGCCCAUCAACCUCAUAAAGGAUGGCGGGCAACAGUUCACUGAGGAAUUUCAGACCCUGAACCCCAUGAAGCAAGUGCCAGCGCUGAAAAUUGAUGGAAUCACCAUUGGCCAGUCACUGGCCAUCAUGGAGUACCUGGAAGAGACUCGGCCUAUCCCACGGCUCCUGCCUCAGGACCCACAGAAAAGAGCCAUCGUGCGCAUGAUUUCUGACCUCAUCGCUAGUGGCAUCCAGCCCCUUCAGAACCUGUCUGUCCUGAAGCAAGUGGGACAGGAGAACCAGAUGCAAUGGGCCCAAAAGGUUAUUACUUCUGGCUUUAACGCCCUGGAGAAGAUUCUGCAGAGCACAGCAGGGAAGUACUGCGUAGGAGAUGAGGUGUCCAUGGCUGAUGUGUGCUUAGUGCCCCAAGUGGCAAAUGCUGAAAGGUUCAAGGUGGAUCUAAGCCCCUACCCUACCAUCAGUCACAUCAACAAGGCGCUGCUGGCCUUAGAGGUUUUCCAAGUGUCUCACCCCCGUCGACAGCCAGAUACCCCUGCCGAGCUGAGGACUUAGCUCUCAAACCAUGCCCAUUGGUACCGGGAAGGGAGUAGGCCCAGAUGCUAGGUGUUCUACUGCUGUGAAGAGACACCAUGACCAUGGCAACUCUGAAAAAGAAAGACAUUCAAUUAGGGCUAGCUUACAGUUUCAGAGAUUCAGUCCAUUAUCAUGAUGGUAGAAAGCAAGGCACAUGUAAGGCAGACAUGGUGCUGGAGAGGUAGCAGAGAAUUCACAUCUGGAUCCAAAGGCAGGAAGAAGAGUGACACUGGGCCUGGUGUGAGCAAUCUGAAACCUCAAAGCCCGCCCCCAGAGACACAACGUCCUCCAAGAAGGCCACAUCUCCUAUUAGUUCUACUCCCUAUAUGCCUUUUUAUUCAAACCCGAACAGGCCCAGAAAUGAAUGCAUUAUAGCAGAGGACUUGAACUUGAGCUCUUUCCUCAGGAAGCAGCAGAUUCAUGGAGUCCAGGCUAUUUCUUCCAGGUCCCCAUAUUAGAGUUUUCUCUAGCAACAUUAAGUCAGUUCCAUAUAUCUUCCUUCUGCUUGCACUGUAGUCACUACAGUCUGCCUUAAUCCUCUUAUCUGUCACGUGUUAGGAGGGGGUAGGCAGAGACAUGACCGGCUCUCAUGGCUAAUGUUGUCAACUUGAAAUAAAGCUAGACUCACCAGGGAGAAGGGCCUUUAUAAAUGUCUGUUGGGGGGUUAUAUUGGUACCGUUGAGGUGGGAAGACUCACCCAGCAUGGAUGGCACCAUUCCCUAGGCAGAGGAUCCUGGGGCCCAGAAGAGUAGAGAAAGAGUGAAGCGACCACCACAUGUGCAUUAUGAUCAGCUGCUCACGCUGAUGCCUUGACUUCCCUGCCAUUAUGGACUGUACCCUGAAACCAUGAGCUAAAAUAAACCUUCUCUCCUUUAA